This is a messenger RNA of Drosophila gunungcola (fruit fly), 3104 nucleotides long. It is a transcript of the gene NPFR, whose product is annotated as neuropeptide F receptor. Gene Ontology annotation, biological process: G protein-coupled receptor signaling pathway. Gene Ontology annotation, cellular component: membrane. Gene Ontology annotation, molecular function: neuropeptide Y receptor activity. The transcript is spliced from 6 exons. The record is from RefSeq and is a predicted model, not a curated record. NCBI's taxonomy places the organism in Eukaryota, Metazoa, Arthropoda, Insecta, Diptera, Drosophilidae. Bases 1060 to 2529 code for a protein of 489 amino acids.
CGUAACGCGCACUCCGCCUCAUUGGAAAUCGGACAGAUAUAUCGACUGGGACGAGGCUUUAUAAGCAGGGGAUGCGCACCGAAAGCCAACAGAUGGUCGCUGACUGUGCACGCGUGUGGUUAUCGGAGAUCAGUAAACAGCCAAACUAAACACCAAAAGUAAUUGUAAUAAAAACGCGUGGAAUAAGCGAAAUAAUUAAAAUGCGGCUGCAGAUUUAUUUCGAAUUUUGAGGCGUCCGAAUGCGGAGGUCGAAAAACUCUUUGGAUCUACACGGAAUUUCGAAUUCUGAGAGGUAUGCCCCCGGCGCUGUGUUCUGUGUUUUUUUCUUUUCCCAACAAUGUGCCGUUAUUAAAAGUGGAAAGCGUGAAGAUUUCGCACGGAGCCUCGACAUUUACGACUUUUCGUACCCCGAUCCGUAAGUGGGCCGCGGAAAUUCGCUAAUGGCCUGCCGGACGCUCCGCAGUUGUCGGUAUUUAUUAUGAUUGUUCUCCCGAACGCGCUUCAAUGAAUCGGAACUGCAAGUGGCAAAUUAAUCGAAAGAAAAUAUUAUUCCAGCGUGAGUCUCCCGGGAAACGAAAAUUGUUCGCAUCUGUAAUAAAAAGUGACUUGGGCGGCCAAGGAGAAGAAUAAAUAAUAUGCCGAAAUUACUGAGCUCAGGAAACCGAAAACCGGUUCACUUCCACUCAAUUGAAAAUUAAUGGAUGUGCAUCGCGCGUAAUGAGAUGUAAACGAGUGCUGCAGUUCAAUACAAAGCAGCUUGGCUGCUAUCUCAAGACGGAUUGAGAAGUUUAAAAGCUAGAUGUUUGCAUCCCCAGAAACCAAGGCAUCCUCAGCAAGAAUGCUUCCAUUUUUUAUAAUUUUAAGACGGCAAAGACAGCAACAGUGAAAUCCCCGAGUGCAAUCCAAAUUGGAAACUAAAUGAACAACAGCUGAACAACAGCCAAAAAACUGAGAGUCACUAGCAGGCGAAAAGACAACAACUGUCGGCCAAAAAGAACAAUACUACACUCCACGGCUUAUAUAAUACAUAUCCCCGGGGCGGAGGAGAUUGUCAGAAGGAUGAUAAUCAGCAUGAACCAGACGGCGGAGCACCUGAGCGGCUACGCCAGCAGUAGCAACAGCGGCAGGUACCUCGACGACCGGCAUCCCCUGGACUAUCUGGACCUGGGUCCCGCCCGUGCCCUCAACACCACGGCCGUCAACACCUCGGAAAUAAACGAGACCGGGAGCAGGCCGCUGGACCCGGUGCUCAUCGACAGGUUCCUCAGCAACCGGGCCGUGGACAGUCCCUGGUACCACAUGCUCAUCAGCAUGUACGGCGUGCUGAUUGUGUUCGGGGCCCUGGGCAACACGCUGGUGGUCAUAGCCGUGGUCCGGAAGCCCAUCAUGCGCACGGCCCGGAACCUGUUCAUCCUGAACCUGGCCAUAUCGGAUCUGCUGCUCUGCCUGGUCACCAUGCCGCUGACCCUGAUGGAAAUCCUGUCCAAGUACUGGCCCUACGGUUCCUGCUCCAUCCUGUGCAAAACGAUUGCCAUGCUGCAGGCACUCUGCAUUUUCGUGUCGACAAUAUCCAUAACCGCCAUCGCCUUCGACCGCUAUCAGGUGAUCGUGUACCCCACGCGGGACAGCCUGCAGUUCGUGGGCGCGGUGACGAUCCUGGCGGGGAUCUGGGCGCUGGCCCUGCUGCUGGCCUCGCCGCUGUUCGUCUACAAGGAGCUGAUCAACACGGACACGCCGGCGCUGCUGCAGCAGAUCGGGCUGCAGGACACCAUCCCGUACUGCAUCGAGGACUGGCCGAGUCGCAACGGGCGCUUCUACUACUCGAUCUUCUCGCUGUGCGUGCAGUACCUGGUGCCCAUCCUGAUCGUCUCGGUGGCCUACUUUGGCAUCUACAACAAGCUGAAGAGCCGCAUCACCGUGGUGGCCGUGCAGGCGGCCUCCGCCCAGCGGAAGGUGGAGCGCGGGCGGCGAAUGAAGCGCACCAACUGCCUGCUGAUCAGCAUCGCCAUCAUCUUCGGCGUGUCCUGGCUGCCGCUGAACUUCUUCAACCUGUACGCGGACAUGGAGCGCUCGCCCGUGACCCAGAACAUGCUGGUGCGCUACGCCAUCUGCCACAUGAUCGGCAUGAGCUCGGCCUGCUCCAACCCGCUGCUCUACGGCUGGCUCAACGACAACUUCCGUAAAGAAUUUCACGAACUGCUCUGCCACUGCUCAGAACCCACUAAUGUUGCUCUUAACGGUCACACGACAGGCUGCAACGUCCACUCGGCGGCACGUCGUCGUCGCAAGCUGGGCGCCGGCGCCGACCUCUCCAGGGGCGAGCUCAAGCUGUUGGGUCCGGGCGGCGCCCAGAGCGGCACCGUCGGCGGCGAGGGCGGCGAGGGCGCCACCGGUCUGGCGGCCACCGACUUCAUGACCGGAGGCCACCACGCGGGCGGACUGCGCAGCGCCAUCACCGAGUCGGUGGCCCUCACGGAGAACAUGCCCUCGGAGGUCACCCAACUGAUGCCGCGUUUGGAACAGUACUAAAUUGGCAAUCAAUCCUGGAGCAGCGGGAGGCCGGAGCAGCGUUCGAGUGAUGCGACUUCCGAUUCGCUCUUAGAAUUUACAGAAAACACAUACUGUCCAGUGAUCCAAAGCCAAGCUGAGUUACACCUAAGUUAAGAAACAAAACGAGUAGAAAUCGCGAGCAUCUCAUCACAUCCACCAUCAAUGUUGGACUAAGUCUUAGGCCUACUUUGGUUAGAACACUUUGCUAUCGAAUGCCGGAAAGUAAUUGAUUGAGCCCCCAAUUAGAUUUCGGAUAUUUGAUAAGUCGAAAACGCCUAAGACCUCGAAUAAGUUCCAUUAAAAAGUUCCUAGGAAACACUUUCAUUUUCUCUCAGAGCUGUUUAUUUCUUGUUAUCAUCUAAGCUUAGGAUUAGCCUUAAGUGAAGUUAUGUUUUCUAUUCUCUAAUGAUAGGCUAACUUGAAACAUAGUCCAUAAUUGUAAAAAAGUCUUUAAAAUUAAUGUCAGCAGCUCUAAAACAUCCGAAUGUAAAAUGUUUAAUGUCUUUCAAUGACAGACUCUACGAAAAAACUAUAAAAUAUUUUAAUAAAUGUUG